Naegleria lovaniensis is the source of this 1905-nucleotide messenger RNA. RefSeq lists its product as uncharacterized. NCBI's taxonomy places the organism in Eukaryota, Heterolobosea, Eutetramitea, Acrasida, Naegleriidae. Gene Ontology annotation, biological process: regulation of DNA-templated transcription. The record is from RefSeq and is a predicted model, not a curated record. Gene Ontology annotation, molecular function: DNA-binding transcription factor activity. The coding region runs from base 1 to 1905 and encodes 634 amino acids. The transcript has a single exon.
AUGUCCAGCAAUAACAACAACAGUUUUGAUGAUUUGUUUGAUGAUUUCAUCAACGAACCUUCGGAUACUAUCUUACACGAAUUGGAGCAAGGAUCAGCAUUUGAUCCUAACAUGCAACAUGAAACCACUGCCAUUCCACAACAAGUGAUGGUCGACCCCAACAUGAACUUGGUCAAUCCAUUCCAAAUGCAACAACCACAGCAACAAUUCGUUGAUUUUGGUGCCUUGUCUCAGGGAUAUGCUCUCUUUGGUGGACUCCCAAGUUACUUUAUGCCUGCCAUGAUUCCACAAACAACCGCCGUUGCUGGCAUGUUCCCAAUCUUGGCCAACUCAAACGCAUUUGCCAGUCCAACCACGAGUAGUUUAAGUCCCAAUAGUUCCAUCGAUUCGAUAACUCUUGCCAACUCAUCUUCAUUCAACGUUGCUGACAUGGACAAGCCAAUUGUUCUGUUGCCAUCAUCAUCGAGCUUUGAAAGUGUAGAUUCUAACUCUACCUCGAGCAGUGCUGGUGCAUGUCAAACAACAGCAGUUGAAAAGGAACCUCCAAAGAAAAAGAAGAAGGUGACUACGAGAAAGAAGGCAUCUUCAAACAAUUCAGGUAACAGCUCUGGAUCAGAUAGCGAAGAAACAAAAAGAAAGAAGGCGCACAGAAGAAAGCAAGAAGAAAUCGAUGACGAUAUGAAACGACUUCAGGAUUUGGAUAAGCAAACAGAAUUGACAGCAGAGCAAAAAGAAGAAAAGAAGAAAUUGAGAAAUAGAUAUACAGCAAAGGUGUCCAGAGACAAAAAAAAGAAGGAACUCGAAGAUCUCAGAAUUGAAAACGAUAACCUUCGCAAAGAACGUGACUCUCUUAAAAAGCAAUGUGAAGAACAUGUUCAGACAAUUAAUCGUCUCAAUCUAGAAGUGAACAGAUUGGCACAAAUUGUCAACGCUCAAGUGAGACCUAGCAGAACAGCUCUCAAAUCCCUGAUCGUAUUUAUUGGUGUAUUCGUAUUUAUUGGAUUGUUGGCAUUCUUGUCAGGUUCUUACAAGUUCUCAUCCACAAUGAAAUCCAGCGUGCCUGAGCGUGUUGCUGCCAGACGUGUUGCAAGAGGACUUCUCACCAUUAAUAACACAUCUACCGAGCCAAAUCAAGCUACCACUACUAGUCCUAUUUCUAAAUCUGUUCGAGACGUUGUCAAUUCAACCCCACACAAAGAACAUCAGCAACAACAGCAAAAUAAUGAUCCUCUACAUGAGCCAGUUUACGUUGAGAGCACAAUGGAAAUGGGCGAAAUGCUAGACGAAUUUAGUGGCGAUGGCAUGUACACGUAUGAUGUAUUUUAUCCAACAAAGAUUAAGCGUCAUUUUAGAGAAUUCCAAUCUUUUAAUGGACCUCAAAAGCACAACAUGUCUGAGGCUUCCCAUAUCAGAAGUUAUGAAAACAAUUCUACCUCACCUGCUGACGCAAUUCGAAAGCCACCAAAGCCAAAGAGUGUCACAUCUCAACGACACAAUAAUUCCAAGCAAAUUUCAUCCUUUGUCAGCCCAUCUUCACUGAGCAAACACAUGGAGGAGAAGAAGCACAAGUAUGAAAAAGCCAAGGUCUAUGUACCAGACACCAAUGGAAAGACAAAGGUCCAACCAAACGAAUUACAAUUAUUCUGCCCUUAUUUAUACCCUCUCAUUGCUGGCAUUCCAGACCCUUCUUACGAAUUCAACACUAAGGACUUUGAUAGCAGCAAGUCGUCUGUGAAGAUUCACAUUCCAAUCCAAAUGGUGUGUAACAAGACGAACACUAAGGUGAUAAGAAUGGCAGAAAUCAAUGCCGUCAAUAUUACUUUAUCAGAAAUCUAUUAUGAAUUUAAUGGAGGUGCCUUGACUGAAGUUCAACCACAAACAAGAGUGGCAUCAGCUGAUGUUUAA